Cucumis sativus (cucumber) is the source of this 923-nucleotide messenger RNA. RefSeq names its product transcription factor MYB114-like. The coding region runs from base 238 to 825 and encodes 195 amino acids. NCBI's taxonomy places the organism in Eukaryota, Viridiplantae, Streptophyta, Magnoliopsida, Cucurbitales, Cucurbitaceae. The record is from RefSeq and is a predicted model, not a curated record. The transcript is spliced from 3 exons.
UUGAGUUGUAAAACAGUGUGCAACUAUUUAGAAGCAGACUUUAUAUCUCACUCAAUCAUCUACCUCAUGAUCAGAGUGUCCUUUUCCUGAAAGACUGCCAACCCAUAAAUUAUUCCAAUUUCUUCAUAUAUAUCUCUAAUUGCUUCUUCACAUCUCUAUUAUAUUUUCACCCUCUAAGAAGAGAAAAUAAACCAUAAUCUCUCUCUCUAUCUCUAUCUCUUUAAAGUUCCACUUCCAAUGACUGAAGAAGAAGAAGAGUCUCUGAAAAGAAAAGUGAAACAAGUUGUUGAAGGAGACAUAAAUGAGGCUGAAAUUUUGAGAAAUGGAGGAGUCAAUAAAGGCGCUUGGACUGCAGAAGAAGAUCAAAAAUUGGCUCAAGUUAUUGCCAUUCAUGGUGCAAAAAGGUGGAAGUCCAUUGCAGCUAAAGCAGGCCUCAAUCGUUGUGGGAAGAGUUGCAGACUAAGAUGGCUCAAUUAUCUCAGACCUAACAUUAAGAGAGGAAAUAUAUCAGAUCAAGAAGAAGAUUUGAUCCUCAGGCUUCAUAAACUUCUUGGCAACAGGUGGUCUUUGAUUGCUGGGAGACUGCCAGGGCGAACAGAUAACGAGAUCAAGAACUACUGGAAUUCUCAUUUGAGCAAAAAAAUGAACCAACAGAGUGAAAAAGAAAGAAGGAAAGGGUGUAAAAGAAAAGUGAACACAGAGUCUAGAGAAGAGGAAACGUCUCAAGAACGUGAAAACAGCUCAAACUUGGAGUAUGAUGUCGAUAACUUGUUUGAUUUUUCCAAUGAGGGACCUGAUUUGGAGUGGAUGAGUAAUUUCCUGUAAUUGGGUAUCAUAAGCAGCAACUAUAAAGCUUAGGUUGUUAGUGCACUCUCAUGCAAAUCAUUACUAAUUUAUCUAAAAAUUUAAUCGUUUCACUCAUA